Penicillium digitatum Pd1 is the source of this 303-nucleotide messenger RNA. NCBI's taxonomy places the organism in Eukaryota, Fungi, Ascomycota, Eurotiomycetes, Eurotiales, Aspergillaceae. The record is from RefSeq and is a predicted model, not a curated record.
AUGAAACCUGUCACUCUUUGUUUCCUCCUAGGCCUCGCCAGCCUCGCCACAGCUCGCACCGACCUGGAAGGCUGUGUUUCCUCAGAAGUCAUCUUCGACCACUACUACGCCAGCUACCUCUGGUACGUCCCGGACAGCGGUGAGAUCUGCUCAUUUCUUGACUGCGGUGGCGGCCGUGCGCCCCAAAGACAACCCAGCCAGGAUGUCCCCAAUACUCUGGGACUGCAACGCUUACUCCCGACUACCUGGAAGGCUGGGGGCCCAAUGGCAAACAGGCUGCUUCUACAAGCACCAUCGCGUUGA